Molecule: messenger RNA, 4399 nt
Organism: Cydia amplana
Lineage: Eukaryota; Metazoa; Arthropoda; Insecta; Lepidoptera; Tortricidae
Gene: Sec24CD
Product: protein transport protein Sec24C
Exons: 20
Coding region: 172-4353 (1393 amino acids)
Biological process (GO): COPII-coated vesicle cargo loading; intracellular protein transport; endoplasmic reticulum to Golgi vesicle-mediated transport
Cellular component (GO): COPII vesicle coat; endoplasmic reticulum exit site
Molecular function (GO): SNARE binding; zinc ion binding
Source: RefSeq, a predicted model, not a curated record
AACGCGCAGGAUUUGAACAGUCAAAAGUUCCACAUAAGCGCUUGGUGGCUGACAACACCGCCAAGAUACGUGGCCCGUGUAUAUUCCGCUGGUCGUGUUCUUGUUUAUAUUUUUUACUAGAAAAUAUCGUGGAAAAACACUCCAUAAGCCGUACACGGCUUAACCAGCACGAUGAACCCGCAAUACCUGCCCCCAGGGCCCAACAACAAUGCACCGAACAACCCACUCGGCUCCGAAUACAACGGAGUCCAGAACGCCAAUAUGUACAGUCAGAACGGACCACACAAGCCAUACGAUAGCGAUAUGGCCCAGAAAAUGCAGGGCAUGAACUUGAACGGAGCUCAGGGCUUCUCCCAACUACCACCCGGACAGUUACCACCUGGCGCUUUCCCGCCAACAUCCAAUUUUGGUGGACAGCCUGGAUUCCGACCACCGAGUGCAGGACAGUUCCCGCCAAGACCAAUGCCUGGGCAGCCACCGCAAAGUCAGACUCCUAAUUUAGAAAACAGGCCGUUUCCGCAAGGGCCGAUGCAAGCAAAACCACCUAGUCAGCAGGGUCCCGGGCCGAUGGCAAAUCGUCAACCUCCCGGUCCGAUGGGGCCUCAAGGGCAAUUGCCUCCUGGUGCUCAACCUCAUCCUGGUAUGCCACCUAGUUCGCAACCAGGCCAGAUGCCUCCAGGCCAAGGUCCUCCAAGUCAGUUCGGUCAGAUGCCUGGACAGGGUCCACCUGGUCAAUUACCUCCAGGACAAAUGCCUCCUAGUUCACAGGGUCUCGGUCUGCCUCCUACAUCACAGGGCCCGCUCCAUAUGCCUCCUGGCCCUCAACCUGGAGGCCCACAGAGUCAGCCUGGUCAAAUACCAUCACAAGGACCGCCUGGGCAAAAUCUUCAAGGCCCAGGACAACCUCCAAGUUCCCAAGGACAGUUGCCUCCACAUAGUCAGCCAGGACCCCAAGGUCCGGGACCUAUGGGUCCUCCUGGACAUAAACCUAUGCAACCACCAAUGCCCGGGCAACCACCAAUGCCUCAACAACCACAAAUGCCAGGACAACCGCCGAUGUCUCAGCAAUCACAAAUGCCAGGACAACAACCGAUGACUCAGCAACCCCAAAUGACAGGUCAACCACCCAUGCCACAGCAACCACAAAUGCCAGGACAACCUCGUGUGUCUCAGCAAUCACAAAUGCCAGUGCAACCACCAAUGCCUCAUCAACAAAGGCAACCAGGCAUGCCACCUUUUGGAGCGCCUCAGUUUCCUCAAGGGCAACCACAACAACCAGGGUUACCACCGCAACCUGGGCAACCACCGAUGCCUGGACAACCUCAAGGGCCUGGGCAACCGCCACAAAUGCCUGGACAACCACCGAUGCCUGGACAACCACAAAUGCCUGGCCAACCACAAAUGCCUGGGCAACCACCAAUGCCUAGCCAACAAAUGCGUCAACCAGGAUUGCCGCCUCAACCCGGUGCGCCUCAGCAACCACCAACAUCGCAAUUCAGCCAAUACUCUGCGUCGUUACCGGGCAUGCCGCACAUGCCGCCCCCGCUGCAGCAAAAGGGACCUUAUGGUCAACCUCCGAUGCCUGGGCAACCCCCAAUGCCAGGACAACAAAUGCCCGGGCAACCCCCAAUGCCAGGACAACAAAUGCCCGGGCAACCCCCAAUGCCAGGGCAACAAAUGCCCGGGCAACCCCCAAUGCCAGGACAACAAAUGCCCGGGCAACCCCCAAUGCCAGGACAACAAAUGCCCGGGCAACCCCCAAUGCCAGGACAACAAAUGCCCGGGCAACCCCCAAUGCCAGGACAACAAAUGCCCGGGCAACCAAUGCAGCCGAUGAUGGGACAACCGCCCAUGCCCAUGCCUGGUCAACCGCCCAUGCCUGGGCAACCGCCGAUGCAGCAAGGGUAUCAACAACCGCAAUCCGGGUACCCGCCGCAGUACCAGCCGCCGUUCCCCGCCCAGCAACCCGGGUACCCCGCCCAGCAACCCGGGUACCCCGCCCAGUACGGCCAGCAGCCUCAGAAACGGCUCGACCCUGACCAGAUGCCAAGCCCCAUCCAGGUGAUGGCGGACGACCAGGCAAGCCGCGGCGGCGUGUUCAGUACCAACGAGAAAGGCGCCGUGCCACCGCUAGUUACUACUGACUUCAUCGUAGACGAUAAAGGAAAUGCUAGUCCGCGAUUCAUCAGGAGUUCGAUGUACAACGUGCCGGUGACGGCAGAUCUGUUGAAACAAACCGCCAUGCCGUUCUGUCUUGUGAUAUCUCCCAUGGCGGAAACGUUUGAACAAGAGCGGCCGCCCCCCCUCCUCGACUUCGCAGCUUUAACGGGGAGUCCAACUUUGGGCCCGGUCCGCUGCUCGCGCUGCAAGGCCUACAUGUGCCCCAACAUGAAGUUUAUAGACGCUGGAAGGCACUUUAAGUGCGCCUUUUGCAAGGCUACCACUGAAGUACCCAUGGAGUACACACAGUACAUCAACAGCAUGCAGCAAUACGGACAUCUGCCCGCAGAAAUGGCGCUCGGUGCCUACGAGAUCGUCGCUACGAAGGAGUAUUGUCGAAAUAACACAUUGCCUAACCCGCCCGCCAUAGUGUUUUUAAUUGACGUAUCCUACAAUGCUAUCAAGAGCGGCCUCGUCCACACCAUCUGCGAGAACAUACAGGAGAUCAUUGAGGCGAUACCGAAAGACGAGCAAACUGGUAAGAGUUGGACCCGCGUCGGUUUCAUCACCUACAGUUCCACCGUCCACUUCUACAACAUCAAGGGUUCCCUAGCGCAGCCCCAGAUGUUGUCCGUGGGUGACGUGGCGGACAUGUUCGUACCUUUACUGGAAGGGUUCCUCGUGACGCCAGAGGACAGUGGGGUGGUGCUGCAGGCACUGUUACAGCAGCUACCCAAUAUGUUCUCGGACAACAAGGAGACGGAGACGAUAUUGCUGCCAGCCGUGCAGGCGGGAUACGAAGCGCUAAAAGCGGCAGACACAUCAGGCCAACUGCUCGUGUUCCACACAACUUUGCCCAGUUACAACGCGCCGGGCAAACUUAUCAACAGGGAGGACAGGAAACUACUUGGCACGGAUAAGGAGAAACAGAUCACUACGCCGCAAACGACUGCGUACAACGAGCUAGGCCAGCUCUGCUCUCAAGCCGGCGUGGCGGUAGAAAUGUUUAUAUGCAACAACGCGUACGUCGACUGCGCCACUAUUGGACAACUGCCGAGGCUGACUGGCGGGGAGCUACACAAGUACACUUACUUCCAGGCGGACUUAGACGGUCCCAGAAUAGUGUCGGAUGUGAUCCGUGUGGUGUCCCGUCCGACGGCGCACGACGCGGUGAUGCGCGUGCGCACGUCCACAGGAGUCCGCGCCACCGACUUCUAUGGACACUUCUUCAUGUCCAAUACGACUGAUGUUGAAUUGGCUGCCAUUGACGCGGACAAAGCGAUUGGCGUAGAAAUAAAACACGACGACAAACUAACAGGCGAAGACGGAGUAUACAUACAGGCUGCUCUAUUAUACACGCACCGGAGCGGCCAGAGGCGAUUGCGGGUGCUCAAUCUGGCACUAGGCGCGGCGCCGCAACUGGCAGAUGUUUAUCGGAGUAUGGAGCUUGAUACGACGCUCAACUUCCUUACUAAACAAGCUGUCUGGGCGCUCAGAGAACACACCCCCCGCCAAAUCCGCGAAGGCCUGGCCUCUCGCUGCGCCAAGUCGCUCGCAGCCUACAGGAGGCACUGCGCCUCGCCGUCGAGUGCUGGGCAACUGGUGCUACCGGAGAGUAUGAAGCUACUACCGCUGUAUACUAGCUGUGUGCUGCGAUCGGAUGCAUUAGGAGCAGGCACGGACAUAACCUGCGAUGACAAGUCGUGCGCGAUGUACCGCACGCUAACUGCCGACGUGUCGACUUCCGUCGUGUACACGUACCCGCGCCUGCUGCCGUUACACCGCGUUGCAGAGGAGCCCGCGCUCACGCCGCUCAGGGCUUCCAUGGACAAGAUGAACGACCAAGGAGUUUAUUUAUUAGAAAAUGGCGUCCACAUGUUAAUCUGGGUCGGCUCGCAAGCCCCGCUUGACUUUUUACGGGACGUGUUCGACGCGGCAUCCCCCCAACAGAUAGACACGCGCGUUUGCACGUUGCCUGAGCUGGACAACCCGCUCAGCGUCGCUGUGAGAGGCGUGUUAGAAGAUGCGACCAGGUCAAGAAGAAAGGCUAUGAGGCUAACCGUGAUGCGGCAACACGACAAGCUGGAGACCGUCCUCCGGCACUUUCUGGUCGAGGACCGCGGCGUGGACGGAUCCUCGUCCUACGUGGACUUCCUCUGCCACAUCCACAAGGAAAUCCGCGCGUUGCUAUAGCAUUUGUACUAUUAACGCGCUUAAUUGCGCGUAUCACGCACGCGGU